This is a messenger RNA of Nyctereutes procyonoides (raccoon dog), 2019 nucleotides long. RefSeq names its product cholinergic receptor nicotinic beta 1 subunit (gene CHRNB1). Bases 8 to 1522 code for a protein of 504 amino acids. Lineage: Eukaryota; Metazoa; Chordata; Mammalia; Carnivora; Canidae. The record is from RefSeq and is a predicted model, not a curated record. Gene Ontology annotation, cellular component: postsynaptic membrane; neuron projection; synapse. Gene Ontology annotation, molecular function: transmembrane signaling receptor activity; acetylcholine-gated monoatomic cation-selective channel activity. Gene Ontology annotation, biological process: regulation of membrane potential; signal transduction; monoatomic ion transmembrane transport. The transcript is spliced from 11 exons.
CCGAGCUAUGACCGCAGGGGCGCUGCUGCUGCUGCUGGGGGCGUUGGGGGUGCCACUCGCCCCGGGCGCCCGCGGCACGGAGGUGGAGGGUCGGCUCCGCGAGAAGCUUUUCUUGGGCUACGAUAGCUCGGUGCGGCCGGCGCGGGAGGUGGGGGAUAGCGUGGGGGUCAGUGUCGGCCUCAGCCUGGCGCAACUCAUCAGCCUGAACGAGAAGGAUGAGGAGAUGAGCACAAAGGUGUACUUAGACCUGGAGUGGACUGACUACAGGCUGAGCUGGGACCCUGCAGAGUACCAGGGUAUCGAUUCACUCCGUAUCACAGCUGGAUCCGUGUGGCUUCCAGACGUGGUGCUCCUGAACAACAACGACGGCAAUUUCGACGUUGCUCUGGACUUGAACGUCGUGGUGUCCUCCGAUGGCUCCGUGCGCUGGCAGCCUCCAGGCCUCUACCGUAGCAGCUGCAGCAUCCAGGUCACCUACUUCCCCUUCGACUGGCAGAACUGCACCAUGGUGUUCAGCUCCUACAGCUAUGACAGCUCAGAGGUCAGCCUGCACACCAGCUUGGGUCCUGACAGGCAGGAGCUGCAGGAAGUGCACAUUCAUGAAGGGACCUUCAUUGAGAAUGGCCAGUGGGAAAUUAUCCACAAGCCUUCCCGGCUAGUGCAGCCUCCGGUGGAUCCUAGGCGGGGCGGGGAAGGACAGCGGCAAGAAGUCACCUUCUAUCUCAUCAUCCGCAGGAAGCCUCUCUUCUACCUGGUCAACGUCAUUGCCCCUUGCAUCCUCAUCACCCUCCUGGCCAUCUUCGUCUUCUACCUGCCGCCAGAUGCAGGAGAAAAGAUGGGGCUCUCCAUCUUUGCCCUGCUCACCCUCACUGUGUUCCUGUUGCUGCUGGCAGACAAAGUUCCUGAGACCUCCCUGUCUGUCCCCAUCAUUAUCAAGUACCUCAUGUUUACCAUGAUCCUCGUCACUUUCUCCGUCAUCCUGAGCGUUGUGGUCCUCAACCUGCACCAUCGCUCACCCCACACCCACCAAAUGCCCACUUGGGUCCGCCAGAUCUUCAUCCACAAACUCCCUCUAUACCUGGGUCUGAAGAGGCCCAAACCUGAGAGAGACCUGAUGCCGGAGCCACCUCCCGUAGCCCUCAGGGAUUCUCCAGGAAGUGGCUGGGGUCGGGGAACAGAUGAAUAUUUCAUCCGGAAGCCGCUGAACGAUUUUCUCUUCCCCAAACCCAACAGGUUCCAGCCUGAAUUGUCUGCCCCGGAGCUGCGGCGACUUGUCGAUGGUCCAAACCCGGCUGUGGGCCUGCCUCCUGAGCUACGGGAGGUCGUUUCCUCGAUUAGCUACAUCGCUCGGCAGCUGCAGGAACAGGAGGACCACGACGCGCUGAAAGAAGACUGGCAAUUUGUGGCCAUGGUAGUGGAUCGCCUUUUCCUGUGGACCUUCAUCAUCUUCACUAGCGUUGGGACCCUCGUCAUCUUCCUGGACGCCUCCUAUCACUUGCCCCCUGCGGACCCUUUUCCUUGAGGACAGAGGGCCAAGAGCCAGGACCUCGCAGCUCCACCUGGAAUCCAGUCCUCCCACACCAUUGCCUUGGUGGGGAGAGCGCCCAAGUGGGAGGGGGCGGGCGGAAGCAGUGGCCCCUCCAGAAAUGCACUGUUUGUUUUCUGGUUUCUUAUAGAAGUUCCUUUGGAGAGUAACACUAGGUUGCCGGUAGAAUGGAACAAAGAUCAAGAAGUAGACUGUACGCCCUACCAGAGGGCAGGAGCUUUGUUUUGUUCACUGUAAUAUCCCCAGCGCCUAGCACAGGUCCUGACCCAUAGGAUAGCAGGUGCUUAACAUUUGUUGAGUGAUUAGGGAAUUUUUUCUUUUCUUUCUUUCUGGGAAGGAAAUGCACCAAUGAAUAGUGCCUGUGUUUGCAUGUUGGGACUAGUGGUCAUUCUCUUUGUUUUUACCUUCUUGUAACGUAUUGUUUUCGGAUAAGUGUUAUCCAUAGGAUUUUUUAAAAAAGUUAUUUCUAAAAG